CGCUGCCGCGCGGCCAAUCGCCGAGCGCUCUUUCAAAGGGCUCCCGGUGCGGCCCAAUGAGGAGAGCCCUCAUUUGCAUGCGGCGCGCGGCCAGGCGGCGGCAGGGCGGGAAUGCCGCGGCGCGCCGGGCGCGCCCCGCCCCGGGCUGCGGGAAGGUCGCUCCGAGCCGCCGCGUCCGGGGCUGCGCGGGGGCGGGGCGCCAGCAGCGCCGGGGCACGGUGGGCCGCGGCUCUGCGGAGCCCGCCUGGGGCUCCACCACCCCCGGCAUGGUGGUCGCAGCCCGCUCAUGUUGCCAGCCGGUGCUCCCCAGUGAGCACGCGGCGCACUCCCUCGCCCUCAGCGGCGAUUUCUCCUCCUCCCCCAGCGCUGCCCCCUCGCCUGGGCGCAGUUCGGCCCCGUGCCAGCGCGGGGGAACGCCGGCGCCUGCCCUCCGCGCCUGCCUCUGUCAGUCACCUCCCCUGUGCGGAAGCCCCGCGGGGCCGGUGCGGCGCGACGGCGGGCGCCGGAGUCCUGGCGGCGCAGCUCGGAGGAGCUGAGCGCUUCCCGCCCCGCCGAGGCGCCGCGCCUGGAGAGGGCGCGGAGCUGCUCCGGUGCCCGGCGCUGCUGCCGCCGCCCGCCCCGCAGGGGGCGCUGCAUCAACAGGAAUGGGGGCGCGUGCCGUCCCAGCGGGCUCGCGGGGUCCCUGUGCCCUGAGGCCGCGCCGGUCACCGCGCUCCGGGCUCCGCCGUGUGAGGCCCGCGGCUCCGGCCUUUUCUGAAGGGACACCGAGACAGGGGUGCCCAGGCGGAAGGAGAAGCCCGAUGACGUCCAGGGGAUCUUGCCGAGUGUCCGUCAGCAAAGCUGUGGGCGACUGCUUUAGAAAUUAAUGAGUGCGAUGCUGGCUGGGCAACAACAUCUUACUGGCUGCUCCAGCAGCUGCUUAGAGCCCAGCCCAGAUGCGCUGCCAGGGCUGGCGCUCAGGCCGGGAGCCCUCCGCCGCUUGCAGACAGCCCGGCCGUCCCUCCGCGGCCGGCACC
Molecule: messenger RNA, 1016 nt
Organism: Onychostruthus taczanowskii (white-rumped snowfinch)
Lineage: Eukaryota; Metazoa; Chordata; Aves; Passeriformes; Passeridae
Product: nascent polypeptide-associated complex subunit alpha, muscle-specific form-like
Exons: 2
Coding region: 112-693 (193 amino acids)
Source: RefSeq, a predicted model, not a curated record